UGGUCCUGUGCUGCCGUGUAAUUCGUGCGGUACAAUUAGUUAUAGCGCACGCCCGGACAACGGAGCAAAGGUUGGGUACCACUCUGACGGGAGAGAGCUUUUCUUUUGAUUCAGUGUAUUUAAAAGGAACUUUCUGAUGACGGCUGUUCCUUUCUUUUGAGCGCAAAUGAUCGCGCGCGCACGUUUAUCGCCAUUUUACACCAGCGCGUGCCAUGGACGUAAAAUGUUAUCGGGAUGAAUCCCCCGCCGCUUUCCAUCGGUAAGCAAAACGAGAUGUGCCUGACUUAGCUUUGUUUGCCGUCAAAUAACAUGAGCGGCAUCCGUUGUCUGGAAUCCGAAUGAAAGCCUGCGCAUUGCGGUGCGGUUUGUUUUCAUUUCUUCUCGUGUUUUGGAGCGUCGGGCAUCCCCUCCUCUCCCACGCAUCACCUAAUCGAUAAUCGAUUGCAUGGACUUGGGGCAGAUGUCACGCUUUCUUCUGUGCCAUCAUCGCUGCAUGUGAUACAUCGCAGCUCUAUUUGGGACAUCACUGGCUCUCCUGUGUCAUAAAUGAAAAACAAACUCUACCCUCUAAAAUUCACACCACCAUGGGAGAAGAAUGCUGGCUUUGGAAGGAAACACAAGUCUUGCACGAGAAACCACACCAAAAUAAUCGCCAACCCUGGAAUCGUGAUGAAAGUGCUACGGCGGAAGAAGAUCAUCAUGCUUCUGGCCUAUUUUCUGCUGGUGGCUUUGACCAUGCUGAACCUGGCUAAUUACAAAUGGACCAAAGAGCCACAGCAGUGCAACCAGCCCAUGCAGGGAGUGAACUUCCAAAGCAGAUCAGACAUCCGUUACCUUUACAAAGCCCCGCAGGUCAAGAAAAGGCAGCUGGUGUACGUGUUGACCACUUGGAGGUCCGGCUCGUCCUUUUUCGGGGAGCUCUUCAACCAAAACCCAGAUGUGUUUUUCUUGUAUGAGCCCAUGUGGCACAUUUGGCAGAAGCUGUACCCGGGGGACGCCGUGUCCCUCCAAGGAGCGGCCAGGGACAUGCUGAGCUCUCUUUACAGGUGCGAUUUCUCAAUUUUUCAGCUGUACAACAGUCCUGGGGGGAAGAACAUAACCUCUCUCGGACUGUUUGGGGCCGCCAUCAAUAAGGUCAUCUGCUCCUACCCCUUCUGUACGUCCUACAGGAAGGAUGUGGUUGGAAUGGUGGACGAAAAGGUUUGUAGAAAGUGCCCUCCACAGAGUCUUCAGAUGCUGGAGGAGGAGUGUCUAAAGUACAACACUAUCGUGAUCAAAGGAGUUCGCAUUUUGGACGUCAACGUUCUGGCCCCCCUAAUGGAGGACCCUUCUUUGAAUCUGAAAGUGAUCCAUUUGGUGCGAGACCCCAGGGCGGUGGCCAACUCCAGGAUUAAAUCCCGGCACGGACUCAUACGGGAGAAUUUGCAAGUCGUACGCAGCAGAGACCCCAAGCUUCGUCGUGUGCCAUUCGUGGACCCCAACCACAAAAUGAACAAAAAAGACGGGUCAGAUUACCACUCCAUUGGAGCCAUGGAGGUGAUCUGCGAACAAAUGUCUAGAACUCUGAAAACCGCUCUUCACCCUCCCACCUGGUUCAAAGGCAAAUACAUGACGGUACGCUACGAGGACCUGGUGGAGAACCCCAUUAAAACUGUUCGGAAUGUUUACCGCUUCGUUAAUCUUUCAGCCAAUCACGACAUUGAGAUCUUUGCUAUGAAUAUGACGACAGGACCGAACGCCUCCACCAAACCGUUCAUCGUGUCCUCCAGGAACGCCACGCAAGCGGCCAGCGCCUGGAGAACUGUGUUGAACUACCAGCAGAUCAGACAGGUGGAGGAGUACUGUCAGCAUGCCAUGUCUCUGCUGGGAUACCUGCGCGUCCGCACGGCCGGGGAGGCUAAGGAUUUGAGCAGACCAUUAUUGACAGUGCCCAAAAUAUGAACCACCGCCAAAGACAUUUGAUGUUUUGCAUUUGUGCUGAUAACAGCCUGAAACUCAUUCUGUACGAACUGUUAUUUAUGUUCAAUGCUUAAUGGCUCAGUGGAAUGUAUCUGUUUGCAUCAUACUGUGCACAGCCACUUAUUGUAUGUUGGGACCAGAAUAUUGUCUGCAUCACCACAUGUUUGACCAAAUAAGAGAAGAAAAAAAAACUUUGUGUAUGAUGUGUCAUUGAUCAUUAAAGCUACGCCAAGACAUUUAUUUAAUCGAAACAUUUAGAUUUGGCAUUCCCUGAUUUCAGGACUGUAUAAACUAAAGGGACGUCUAUCUAAACAGCAAUAGUCUCACUGUCCUGUGUGUCUAAUUUAAAUCAGCUGAGACGUGCUCUAGUUCCUGUCGACUUUUUCUCUGGGUUAACAUAUCCAUAAACGGGUCAUUCUUGUUAUGCAGUACAUUUCCGUGUCCCCGUCGUGUCUUAAUUUAAGGGAUGAAAUAUUAAACCGUUUUUAAAGAUGAAAGUCAUGUUAGUUUUCUUUUAUCCCAGUAUCACAAUGAAGUGGGUGAAUUUAACAUGAAAACUGGCAUUUAUCAAAAGGAUAGCUUAACCAAGCAUAUACGUGUUUCUGAGCAACAUAAGAUGUAUUUUAAGAAUGUGUU
Messenger RNA from Sinocyclocheilus grahami, 2595 nucleotides. RefSeq names its product carbohydrate (N-acetylglucosamine-6-O) sulfotransferase 2a (gene chst2a). Gene Ontology annotation, biological process: N-acetylglucosamine metabolic process; carbohydrate metabolic process; sulfur compound metabolic process. Gene Ontology annotation, molecular function: N-acetylglucosamine 6-O-sulfotransferase activity. The transcript has 2 exons. Lineage: Eukaryota; Metazoa; Chordata; Actinopteri; Cypriniformes; Cyprinidae. Bases 547 to 1941 code for a protein of 464 amino acids. Gene Ontology annotation, cellular component: Golgi membrane. The record is from RefSeq and is a predicted model, not a curated record.